Monopterus albus (swamp eel) is the source of this 779-nucleotide messenger RNA. Its product is annotated as histone deacetylase 10-like. The coding region runs from base 3 to 323 and encodes 106 amino acids. Gene Ontology annotation, biological process: epigenetic regulation of gene expression. The record is from RefSeq and is a predicted model, not a curated record. Gene Ontology annotation, molecular function: histone deacetylase activity. Gene Ontology annotation, cellular component: histone deacetylase complex. The transcript is spliced from 4 exons. NCBI's taxonomy places the organism in Eukaryota, Metazoa, Chordata, Actinopteri, Synbranchiformes, Synbranchidae.
GGAUGACGGACGCUGACUACAUCGCUGCCUUCCAACAGCUGCUGCUGCCUUUGGCCUACGAGUUUCAGCCUCAGCUGGUUCUGGUCUGUGCUGGGUUUGAUGCUGCAUUCGGAGACCCAAAGGGGGAGAUGAAUGUGAGUCCUCCGUGUUUCCACAUUCUGACUCACCUGUUGAUGAGUGUGGCUGAAGGUCGACUUGUUCUCGCUCUUGAGGGGGGUUAUAACCUGCAGUCGACAGCAGAGGGCGGUGCAGCCUGUGUCAGAGCUCUGCUGGGAGGAGCAUGUCCUCCUUUGACUCUGCCCACUGCUCCAUCUUACAGGUAACACACCUUUAUAGCACACCUUGUCCUCAGCCUGUGUUCUGACACACCAUCAGUCACAACUGAAGUACAGCUCAGAUUCAGAGUCCACAUGUUCAGCCCAGGUGACCUGAAUAUGUCUUACUUUAAACAAGUAUCCCAGCAUGCAUUUCCCUCAACCAGACUUAACACACUCAUUAACUUCUUCCUGUAGCUAUUAUUGUGUCAUUAACUUAGGUUUUUAUACUUUUAGUUGAGACAUUAACAUUGACAUGUUGAAAAAGUUGUGGAUUUAUUAAAAACAUCUGUUGUAAAAUUCACUCUGAAGGGAGGAGCUUUCAGUCAGUCUCCAUGGUCAUCCUCACAUGGAGAACAGUUUGAUGUUUGUGUAGAGUGUGAAAGUGUAAAUGUAGUUUAACAACAGCUUUCUGCCUUUGUUCCCACAUCAACACAUUAACAUACAAAUCAAUAAAACAGAAUC